UCUUCAUAAAAAUGAUAUGAUCAAAAUAAUCAACAAGAAGAUCAUACACACACAAGAAUCCUUCCUCAUCCUGCUAUAGCUACUCAAGCACAUGAUCAACUAAUAUAACUCGAUCGAUCGAUCAAUAUCCCUAUAAUAAUGUUAUCUAUGGAGCUUCAACUUGGUCUGCCUCUUCCGGUUCAUCACUGUACUAGUAGUCCAAAUAUGGUCAAAGGGUUGGACCUAAACGACCAGUACAGUUUGGAAUACCCAAAUGAGGUCUCACUCGCAUCGUCAUAUGGGUGGGAGUGCAACAGCCAUGGUGGCACCAACAGCAAGCGCAGUUUCGAGGAUGCUUUUGGGAUUUUUAAUAAGAAAGGAUCAGAUGAUGAUCAUGAUAAUAAUAUAAAGAGUAAUAAGACUGGUUUGUUGGUAUGGGAUGGCAACGAGGAAGAUGAUCAGAAGGAACACAAGAAAAGAGAUACUGAUUCCAUCAACCAGCUGAAUGACAGUAGUGAUGGAGAAAGUUAUGUGGUUGGGUGGCCACCGAUUAAAUCAUCGAGAAAAAAGGAGCUCCUACUUCGACAGUACGGCCAUAUUGGUAGGCAGAUAAUGAAGAACAAUCGGCCGAGUACUGUUCGUACUGCAACUCUCAAGAAAAUUAGCAAUACUAAUAAAGCAUCAUCAAAUAAUUAUUGUAAUGAAUCAGUGUAUGUAAAGGUUAAGAUGGAAGGCGUGGCAAUAGCAAGGAAGAUUGAUCUCAGCCUCCACAACUCUUACCAAGCACUUAAAAACAACUUAAUUACUAUGUUCACCGACUACGAUAAAAAAUUUACCGAAGACAAUAUUGGAGGCUAUACACUUGCUUAUCAAGAUAAAGACGGUGAUUGGCUUCUGGCUGGAGAUGUUCCCUGGAAAAGCUUCAUCAAGUCUGUGCAGCGUCUGGAGAUAGUAAAACAUGGUGUGGUUAAUUCUCUUUGAUUCAGCUCUCCAGUAACCAACGUUUUGGCUCUUUUAUUAUUAUAUGUACUACUAGUUCAGUCCAAUAUAGCAAGACAUAUAUGUUAUUGUAUAAGUGAUUGUUAUAAUGCUAUCAAAGAAAAGUUGCAUUGAAAUUAAAACCAGAAAGGGGGAGAAAGUUACAAAAUUAAAAAAAAAAAAAAAGUAAAAGUAAAAGUGAUUAUUAUUAGCUUAUCUGUUGUAAUGUUUUACAAUUAAGAAUAUGUAAUAUAUGUAUCUCUUUAAUUAGAUAAGCAAAUUAAUUGUCUAACAA
Humulus lupulus (European hop) is the source of this 1252-nucleotide messenger RNA. RefSeq names its product auxin-responsive protein IAA29. Gene Ontology annotation, molecular function: protein binding. Lineage: Eukaryota; Viridiplantae; Streptophyta; Magnoliopsida; Rosales; Cannabaceae. The record is from RefSeq and is a predicted model, not a curated record. The transcript is spliced from 4 exons. Gene Ontology annotation, biological process: regulation of DNA-templated transcription. Gene Ontology annotation, cellular component: nucleus. Bases 139 to 960 code for a protein of 273 amino acids.